UUGUUGGCCCGCACAGUCGUCGCCCGGCCGGCCUUCGUUAAUUUAUGCUUGCGCUUCUCUUUAGUUGCUUUGCAAGUCUCGUGCUGUUUGAUCGUUGAAGCGCGCGUAAUUUUCAGAAAGGAAAUCGUCAUCAGAGAAGACGAAAAAAGCAUCAGCAGCACUGCGGCAGCAUCAACGUACAUACGUCACUUCGUCGUCGUGGUCGCGUUUCUUCUUUCUUUUUCUGAUUCGGUGUUUAUUGUCCGUCGGAAAUCAUACAUGCUUGGCAGUGAUUCCAGUGAUUUAAAAUUUUCUGCGGUUUUCCCCGCAAAAGUUUUGUGUGCAACCUUUUCACUCAACUGAUGAGUAGUUUUUUAACUAAACGAAGUGGUGCAGUGAAAUUUAUCAAUAAUUAGUUUCUAAGCAAAUUUGACCUCAAAAUGGAUAUGUCAAGCGCCAAUUCAUUGCGACCCUUGUUCGCUGGUUAUCCUUUUCAAGGCCAGGGUCGCGUCAACCAACUUGGAGGAGUCUUCAUUAACGGCCGCCCGUUGCCCAAUCACAUACGCUUGAAAAUUGUCGAAAUGGCGGCCAGUGGCGUGCGACCUUGUGUUAUCUCCCGCCAACUUCGUGUAUCGCAUGGAUGUGUCUCCAAGAUCCUUAAUCGCUAUCAGGAGACGGGCUCAAUACGUCCCGGUGUUAUAGGCGGUUCGAAGCCCAAGGUUACUUCGCCGGAAAUUGAAACGCGCAUCGAUGAACUGCGUAAGGAGAAUCCCGGCAUUUUCAGUUGGGAAAUACGCGAAAAACUGAUCAAGGAGGGCUUUGCGGAUCCACCGUCAACAUCAUCGAUCAGUCGGCUAUUAAGGGGCAAUGAUCGAAGCAGCGAAGAUGGACGUAAGGACUAUACCAUACAUGGUCUUCUGGGCAGCCGCGACUCGGACAUUAGUGAUACAGAAUCGGAGCCUGGGAUUCCAUUGAAACGUAAACAGCGUCGAUCGCGCACCACUUUCACAGCGGAACAAUUGGAAGCCUUGGAAAGAGCAUUUGCCCGCACUCAGUAUCCAGAUGUCUAUACCAGAGAGGAAUUGGCCCAGACAACGGCCCUAACAGAGGCUCGCAUCCAAGUGUGGUUCUCCAAUCGCAGGGCACGUCUGCGCAAACAUUCCGGCGGCUCAUCGUCUGGUCUCUCACCCAUGAAUAGCAGUGGCAGCGGCGGCGGCGGCGUUGGAGGAGGAGUUAGUGGUUUGGGUGGCUCUGCAGCAACUGCUCCUCUCGGCUUUGGGCCACUCGGAGUGGGUGUGGGGGUGGGUUCAAUGGCUGGUUAUAGCCCGGCAGCUGGCACAACUGCCAGUGGAGCGGGAAUGGGUGAAAUCGGUGGCGGUAGCCAUCAUUCUGCCCAUCAUACAGCACAUGCCCCAGCCUCACAUCAUAGUGCAGCGGCGGCCGCAGCGGCUGCUCAUCAUCAUACCCAAAUGGGUGGCUAUGAUUUGGUCCAGAGUGCGGCGCAACAUGGUUUUCCUGGUGGCUUUGCUCAGCCCGGACAUUUUAGCAGUCAGAAUUACUAUCAUCAAGACUACUCAAAGCUAAGCAUUGAUGACUUCUCCAAGCUAACAGCGGACAGUGUAUCAAAGAUUUCGCCAUCUUUGCAUUUGACCGAAAACUAUCCAAAGCUAGAAUCACCAUCCAAUUGGUCACAGGCUGCCUACCAUCUUAACCAAACCGCUGUGGCGGCGGCCAACUAUAAUGCCCAUGUGGCCCAACAUCAAUUGAAUGACUAUGCAGCGGCAGCGGCACAUGGAAAUGUGGCAGCCGCCUAUAAUCACCCGCUGCCGGCGCAGGGUCAAGCCAAGUACUGGAGCUAAAGGUGCAGUUAAUUAACCUGACUUUCCGCCAAUUCCCCCCAUCACCCUCUUUUCUAACAAAAACACGACUUUCAAUUAUCGCAAAUGCAAUGCAAAAUCUGUAAAAACAAAAAGCCAAUUGCCCAACCUAUGGCUAUAUAAUUUCACAUUACAUCUCGCCUACUGCCGAGGUCUAUAGUGUCUUUUUAGAGUCUAGACAUUAAACGGCACAUUAAGGUGCUCGGGCCGUAAUUCCAUUUCAAAAAACAAAACAAAACACACACAGACACACUCACACAUCCUGAGAUACAUCCAUUACAUUAGAUGUAAAUAUAUAUCUUAGCAUAUAGUAUAUUUUAAUAU
Messenger RNA from Drosophila willistoni, 2180 nucleotides. RefSeq names its product protein gooseberry-neuro (gene gsb-n). Gene Ontology annotation, molecular function: RNA polymerase II cis-regulatory region sequence-specific DNA binding; DNA-binding transcription factor activity, RNA polymerase II-specific. NCBI's taxonomy places the organism in Eukaryota, Metazoa, Arthropoda, Insecta, Diptera, Drosophilidae. The record is from RefSeq and is a predicted model, not a curated record. Bases 420 to 1838 code for a protein of 472 amino acids. Gene Ontology annotation, biological process: regulation of transcription by RNA polymerase II; anatomical structure development. The transcript is spliced from 5 exons.